Messenger RNA from Asparagus officinalis (garden asparagus), 2383 nucleotides. Its product is annotated as phosphatidylinositol/phosphatidylcholine transfer protein SFH9-like. The record is from RefSeq and is a predicted model, not a curated record. The transcript has 13 exons. Bases 320 to 1924 code for a protein of 534 amino acids. Lineage: Eukaryota; Viridiplantae; Streptophyta; Magnoliopsida; Asparagales; Asparagaceae.
AUUGUUUUGUACAUUUCUAGUAUCCGCGUUGACCCGCGAGCUCCCCCCAACCCCCGGCCUCCAGACCUUGGACUCCAAAGAUUUGGCUGGGUUCUCCUCAUUUUUAUCCCCAGUCUUGGUUUUGAAAGGAAAGCCCUUGUUAUUGCUUUCAUCAGCUUAAAGAAUCUGAUCCCUUUUGCAGCCCUCCUGCUGAUCGCUCCUCCUCAUUCUGCCCUUUUAACCAACGGGGGCAGCUUGAGGAGAAGCAUACCUGGGUCAAUUUUUGGAAUCAUUCUCUGACUAUUUGUUCAAUCGGGUCGAUUUGGGAACCUGGGCUGUGAUGAAUUCUAAAUCAUCGUCGAGGAGAGGGAGAAAGGAGGAGGAGAAGGAGAAGCAAGGGGAGGAGGAGCGGGCUGUGAAGGAGUUCAGGGAGAUUCUGAUCGAGAGAAACUUGUUGCCGGCGAGGCACGAUGAUUACUUUACUAUGAGGAGAUUUUUGAAGGCAAGAGGGUAUAAUGUUGAUAAAGCAACUCAUAUGUGGUCAGACAUGCUCCAGUGGAGAAGUGACUUUGGUACAGAUUCUAUUGUGCAGGAUUUCAUGUUUGACGAACUGCAAGAGGUGGUUAAUUACUAUCCUCAUGGUUAUCACGGAGUGGACAAGGAGGGAAGACCAGUGUAUAUUGAAAGACUAGGAAAAGUUGACCCAAACAAGCUUAUGAAUGUUACCACAGUUGAGAGAUUUUUGAAGUACCAUGUGCAGGCAUUAGAAAAGGUAUUUCUUGAGAAAUAUCCAGCAUGCUCAAUUGCAGCUAAAAGGCACAUUGAUACUAUGACAACAAUAUUAGAUGUGCAGGGAGUGAACUGGAUGAACGUUGGCAAAUUAGCUCAUGAUGUUGUCAUCCACAUCAGUAAAAUUGAUAGCAAUAACUAUCCGGAGAUAUUAAAUCAGAUGUAUAUUGUUAAUGCUGGCAAUGGUUUCAGAUUAUUGUGGAGUGCCCUAAAAAAUUUCAUUGAUCCUAGGACAUCUGCUAAGAUACAGGUUCUAGGAGAUAGGUAUAAAAGUACGCUGCUAGAGAUCAUAGAUAUAAGUCAACUGCCUGAUUUUCUUGGUGGUUCUUGCACUUGUCAAAAUGAAGGUGGCUGCCUGAGAUCCAAUAAAGGACCAUGGAGGGAUCCAGAAAUAAUUAAGUUGGUCAACGGUGAGAAAAUGACAAGCUCGACGAAGAUAACUAAUAGAUCUGAUCAAGAGGAACUCAAUUUGCACCUUGUGCCUCCCAUAUCACAGGAGCUGAAGUAUAAUGAGUUGUGUACACAGCAAGAAUCAAAUGUUAAAAAUGUGGACUCAUUUUAUGAAGCGAGGAUGGAUGAAAGUGUUUCCCAGGGCAGUUUGACCACUCAGUCUGAUGUCAACAAUGGUUAUGAAGGUUCUUCAAGUGAUCACUUUAUCUCUCCUAGUUCUGGGUCUAUCUUCAUUCAGUUGGCGAGAGCUGUAGCCAGUUUCCUUGUUAAAUUACUUGCAGUUUUUCAUCUAUUCCGUGGUCUGGGCAAUUUCAGUGCUCCUAAUGCAGAAUCGUACUCUUUGAGUGUCAACACUCCUCAACUUGAUAUCAGAGAAGAUUCUGUUACUCCAUGCUUGGAACGGUUGCAGAGGCUUGAAGAAAUGGUACAUGAGAUAACCAAGAAACCUACAAAAAUUCCUCAGGAGAAAGACAACAUGAUUACUGAGUCGCUUACUCGAAUCAAGUCAAUAGAAUAUGAUCUACAGAAGACAAAGAAUGCAUUGAGUGCCUCCUCUUUGAGGCAAGAGGAAUUAGCGGAGUCGCUUGAGUUUUUAAAGCAAACCAGUGUACAGAGAAAAUCAUGUUGGUUUAAUGAUCGCAACUCUCUUCAACCAGAAAGAUCAUAUUUGUUUUCAGGAGAAAGAGAAUAUACUGCCCAAUUGUGAAAUACUUUUUUUUUUGUGGGGUGAUUUAAGGGGCAUCACAUCCUAGAUAUGAUGGGUGAUUCUUACAGGUUUGUGUUACACACUUGAAGCAAUAAAGUGAAGCCUUUUUGGUGUUUAAUUGCUGCGGCUUAUAUCACCUCAAAGAAAGCUGCUGCUGAUAGCAAGUAUUUGAGUGCCUAAUAAGCACGGUAUCUUUAAUUCAUGCUUUAUAGUUUCAAAAGUUUGAAAUGAUUGUUGUAUCAUCUGUAAAUUUAAUAUUGCAAAUAUAAGGAUUCACGAACAUUCUGAGUAGAAUGUUUUAGGAAAUUCAUCCUGUAUAGAGCAGCAACUCUCAAUAAGUCAAGUAUCGAGCGAUGGUUUGAUAUUGCAUCUGAGCUCCUGCUAUCAUGAGAAAAAUAACGCAGCUAAUGUAAUAAGCGGAGGAUACAGACAUAUUUUAUAUUUAUUCUCAUGUGAACA